GGCAGAAUGGCCGAAAGACGUACCGUACCAUCUGCUGCCGUUCCUCAGGAUGAAUAUCUCGAACUGGACGACGACAUUUUCAUUCCCUACCAGGAGAAGGUAAGACCUCCUCUCGUCGACGACCCGGGCCACUCCACAGGUUCAGCAGAGUGGGUAGAACUCCCAUUGGAAUCGGACCCAAUUCCACAACAGUCCGGCCGCCAUAUUGAAUCAACAUUGACCAAAUUAUUAAAGUUAAAUAACAUAAGACUGGGUCAUGGACAUGAUGUUCAGAAUGAUGAACACAUCACAGAGUCCCAGGGAUUGGACGGUAGCGACUCCGAACCCGGGAUCCAUGGUGGUGCGUCUGGGUCAAGUGGGGUCAUCGGUAGCCGGGUGCGAGUAAGCACGCUAUCGUUGGAUAGUCGAGACAGUGACAACAACAGCGACUCGCCAACCAGCCCGACAAAGGGGGAGACAUCAUCAUUAUUACGUCGCGACUCGUCCAUUUUGGAUGGUCUCUUGUGUGAGAUUUACGACCGAUGCCAACUCAACUCGCGGUACAGUGUCGAUAGCGAUGGUUUAACUGAGUAUUCGAGCAACUCGGAAGGUGCCUACCUUAGCAGUAAAGGAGACAGUUUCCAAGAAUCAACGCGUCUCCCCAAAGCGCAAAUCAACACUAAAUGUAACAGCGAACUGAGGGACAUGGUGCGAGAUCUACAGCACAGUGUGGCGGUUCUUUCUGGUCGUUUGAUUAAGCAGCUGAAGAGACGUGAUCGUUACAUUGCGAAGCUCAAUAAAAAUCAAGAUGUACUGACUGCGGUACUCCAAGCUGUGUCUCAGAAAAGACGUGUAGAUGCCAGACUGAAAUUCAGUAUCGAGCCCCUCCCAGGAAAAAGAGCCUUUCGUCAGUGGUACGACGCCUUACGUGCGGUAGCCAGACUCCCCAAAGGGCUCCCUCAUGAGUUUCGUAAGUCGGUGUGGCUAAGUUUAGCCAAUCGUCAUAUCAAACAUCUGAAGUUGGACUGGCCGAAAACAGUGAGGUUUACGUUCAAUGAUCGAAGCAACCCGGACGACGACACCCUCGGAGUCCAGAUUGUUAAGGAUUUACAUCGUACAGGUUGCAGUGGUUUCUGUGGUCAGGAUGCUGAAGAUGAUCGUGUUGUACUCAAGAGGGUCCUCUUAGCUUAUGCUCGUUGGAAUAAAGCCGUUGGGUACUGUCAAGGAUUCAAUGUACUGGCUGCAUUCAUACUUGAGGUUAUGGAACGAGUGGAGGACGAUGCGUUAAAGGUGAUGAUAUUCCUCAUUGAUCACGUGCUGCCAGACAGUUACUUUGCUAAUAACUUGAGGGCGCUCUCCGUGGACAUGGCAGUGUUCCGUGAGCUGUUGCGCUUCAAGCUACCAGAGUUGGCUCAGCACCUUGAUAAACUCCAGAAGACUGCCAAUGAUGGCAUGUCAGGAAGCUAUGAGCCACCGUUGACCAAUGUCUUCACCAUGCAGUGGUUUCUCACCCUGUUUGCAACCUGUCUUCCCAAGUCCUUAGUACUCAGGGUAUGGGAUAGCAUCUUCUUGGAAGGCUCUGAGAUUCUGUUACGGGUUGCCUUGGCUAUAUGGGCCAAGCUUGGAGAUCGAUUGAUUGAAAUAGAUAGUGCUGAUGAGUUUUAUAGCACCAUGGGCCAACUGUGUAAUCAGAUGCUGAAGGGAAACAUCAUUGAAGGAGAUGAACUCAUUCAGACGAUCUACUCCAUGGCGCCGUUCCCUUUUCCUCAUCUAAACGAGAUCCGAGAGAAGUACAUGUUCAGCAUCACCCCCUUCUCCCCGCUGGGACCCCUCCCCGAGAAGUCCGAUGGAGGGGGCGGGGCUGGAGGUGGCAGUAAGCGCAGAGGGGGUAAGAAGGAAGGAGGGAAGAGUGACGAGGAGGCUGAUAUGGAUGAGGAUGAGAUGAUGGUGACGUGUUUCACAAGUCUGUUCCCGAUGCCGACGUCGCCGGCCAAGGGACGGCUAGAAGCAGGUGAUAAAUUUGAGCAGUCAUCAGCGAGUCCCAGUGAUAUAACCCGCGCCAGUCCAGGGGCUUACGGAGCUAGUAGCAGUGAAGAUUCGUCGGGUCAGCGAUUGUCAACAUCGAUAUUAGAAAGGAUGAAUAUGGAUAUCUAUGCAUUAAAGAAACAGUACUGGAGAAUACAGAGGCGCCAACAAAAGGCCCAUGUCAUCUAUGGCUCUGGGAACAAGGAAGAUGAUAGAGGACGAAGACACAAGGAACCCAAGAGAUCCUUCUCUACAAGUUUAGAUUCUCCGUCUGCGAUUAAUCACCUACUCAUAGGAAAACAUGGUCUUGGUAAGAAGAAUAGGAAAAGCUCCGUUGGUACAGUAUUCAAAAACUCUGAUCGAGAUACUCCCACCACAAGUCGAGCAGUGUCCCAGGAGGACGUCCAUUCUGCAAGAGAAUCCAACGGUGACGGAGAAGAGUCUAAGAUGGAGAGACUUGAGACGAGACGUCUCAGCGGGAACGAGAGAGACUCUGAAGAUGAUGACAUUGAAGAUAAAGAUAGCGAAGAAUCAAACGUUGAGCCACCGGUGGGGUUGCUGAUUGACUUUGGAAGUCCCAAACACGCCUGUAGCACCAAGCAUACUGAAAAUCAUACGGUAGAUGAAUCGCCUCAAAACCCAGCUCACAACCUGACUCAAAACCCAGCUCAAAACUCUUCUCAAAACCCGUCUCAAAACCCGACUCAAAACCCGGCUCAAAACCUGACUCAAAACCCGACUCAAAACCCGACUGAGGUUAAGACACCGAAGCAGAACGGUUCAAAUAAACUCAAGGAUAGUUUUCCCGAUGACCAUCAUAAGGGUGUAUCAGGUACUGAGUGCAGGCAAGGUACCAGUGAUCUACAAACCCCCUCAGCUACUAAAACCAAAGAGACAGUCAGCCCACUCGUCCAGGAACGGAAGUUCAACUUUGCCGUUGAGGCUUACCGGCCGGGUUUUGCGCAGCACGCUGUCGAAGGGGCCGGUAACCCGAAAAUGUAUGGACAGUCAAAUGCGUAUAGACCAUGGCUAAGUACCGACUACCCAAACUCAGACAGUGACGAUGAUAAUGAUGAUGAGAACAGAUACGAGUACCAGUCAAACGGGGGUGCCACUCCUAGUAAAUCCAGUCAGUCUGCCUAUAAUCCGUUCCCCACCAGACGAUUGAAGAGCGAGAAGGAUAGAACUCGUAGCCGGCUCAAGGUCGGUUUGUAUAAAACGGCGGAGAAGAACUCUGGCGGUAGUACCAGUAAUAACCGCUGCAUCAACCAACAGCUUGGAACUGGUUCCCGAAGCGUCAAAUCUGGAGGACGGUUCUAAAGAAUUUGCUAAAAGGAUUCCGUGUCAAUUUUAAGAAGAUGCAAAUCUGUACAUAUCCGAACAUGUCUAAAAGUAGUAAAAAUUGUUAGAGUCUGAAGAUGUAGCGUAGAGUCGCUUAAAGUAAUGUUCUCUUGGUAGAUUCUGUAAACUAUGCUGUCUGUGUACUCACAAAUUUUGCUCUGAAAAUAAACAUAAUGAACCAAAAUGUCCUGUUCAAAAAUGCACUGACCAAUUUUUCUCGUUAGGCGCAGUCGUGGCAAUAGACAAAGUUAGACAACAGAUUACUCAGUGACAAGUUAAAGCUUAUGUGUAAUUCAAGACUAAAUGGGGGGACAAGCAUUUAUGUAGUAAUGCAAAAGAAGUCUAGCGCCAGGUGCCAAACAUACACAAUUUCCAAUGACGCAGGCCUGGCACUUCAUCUUUGAAAGGGCAAGGCAAUUUUCAUUUUGUGAAGGGCACUUCCAUUGGAAAAUCUUAAAAUCAAAGGAAAACCUUUAAAGGGAAACAAGACCAAGGAAAACAGAGACCAUGGCCUCCGUGGCCUGCCCGUAGUCCCAGGCCUGAUUGACGUGUGUGUGCAAGGAAACCAGUCUUUGCCGAUCGGGAGGUUGCAGUACAUGAGUCAGUUUGAAUCCUUUAUUUUAGCAGAGGAUACCACCCAACAAGUUAGUAGAUGUCAAAUUUGCAACAGGGAUGAAGCAUUUUGUUUUGGUUUUACUCAUUUACACCGAUGUGUGUUAG
Messenger RNA from Asterias rubens (European starfish), 4065 nucleotides. RefSeq names its product TBC1 domain family member 30-like. NCBI's taxonomy places the organism in Eukaryota, Metazoa, Echinodermata, Asteroidea, Forcipulatida, Asteriidae. Bases 7 to 3324 code for a protein of 1105 amino acids. Gene Ontology annotation, cellular component: endoplasmic reticulum. The record is from RefSeq and is a predicted model, not a curated record. The transcript has 12 exons.